This is a messenger RNA of Chara braunii, 949 nucleotides long. Lineage: Eukaryota; Viridiplantae; Streptophyta; Charophyceae; Charales; Characeae. The record is from the annotation of a GenBank genome assembly.
GGCCACCCGCAGUUAUAUCAGCAGGAAAGCGAUGCAGAAGCUGAAGUUGAAUCUGAAAGUCCAGAAGUUAGAAGACCCUGUAGUCAGUAUCCUCGCAGACAAUCGCACUAUGCGAGUCGAGGAUUACAUAGAGGGAGUCGAGGCGUAUUUUCGCCUAGAGAAGAAUGGGAAGGUGGAGAAAGUUUUCCAUUCCCUCACUCUCCUCGUAGAGGACAGCCUUCCUUUCGACAUGGUCAUAGGAAUGGAUUGGGGAGAGGCAGCAGGGGCCACACUUCACUUGAGAGAGCAUGAGUGUAGGCUCCCUAGCCCAUCAGGCGCAGUCAAGACUGCUCGGCUGUUCCAUGUGUCAGGAGUAGACAACUCCGUAGCGUAUUGUCUCAGUGCUCCCGCGUUUGCGCGAUUAGUAAGGAAGGAGCAAUUAGGAGAACAGGUCUUUGCAGCCUAUGUUAGGCCCGUUACUGAGCUUAAGGAAGAGAAGCCUAUCGAGCCAGUCAUUGCCAAGUUGUUGGAGGAGUAUACGGAUUUAGCUCAGCCGCCCGCAGGAGUAGUGGCGCGGUCGAUCCAGCAUCGUAUCGAGAUAGAACCUGGCAGUAUAACUCCGAAGGGGGCCGUGUACAAAAUGUCCCCAAAAGAGUUAGAGGAACUGCGUAUGCGGUUAGAUGAGCUCCUUGAGAAGGGUUGAAUUAAGCCUAGUUCAUCUCCAUUUGGAGCGCCUGUUCUUUUUGUUCCCAAGGAGGGAGAGCGGUCUCAAUGCCGUUACCGUGAAGAAUAUUGAACCACUGCCCCGUAUAGAUUAUCUGUUAGAUCAGGUGCAAGGUUGCAAGUAUUUCUCAAAGACAAAUUUAAAAUCAGGCUAUCAUCAGAUAGAGGUCCAUCCUGAUGAUCAGUACAAGACGACAUUCAGGACCAGGUAUGGGCAUUACGAAUUUAUAGUGAUGCCCUUUGGACU